CACACACACACAGGCAUUCCAACAGUUUUGUCUGCACAAUACAAGAGCAACCACAAAGCCCCAGCAUUUGUGUUUUGUGUGCUGCUGUUUCUCACACCAUGAAGAACACAGCAUGCCUCUGCACAGUCUUGUUGCCAUUGUUGCUUUCCCCGAUCACACUCAAAGGGUCAUGUGAGGAGGAGGUGCAAUGUCAGUGGGGGCCAUUUGAUGAAUGGUCUGACUGCGAUGGCUGUACUAAAUUACAGACCAGAAGUCGUAGGAUGCUUGUGUAUGCACAAUUCAGAGGGAACCUAUGCGAAGGUGAUCGAACAGAGACCAGACCUUGCAAUGUAACUCUAGGCUGCCCUCUUUCGGAUGGAUGUGGAAACCGGUUUCUCUGUCGCUCAGGCAGGUGCGUGAGCCGGUCUCUGCUUUGCAAUGGGGACAAGGACUGUGACGAUGGUGACGACGAGCAUAACUGUGAUCAUACCAGACGAUAUAUCAUUUGUCUGACUGAUCAACUGCCACCCAACAUAGAGCUCCUGGGAGCCGGUUUUGACGUGGUGUCAGGAAAGAGUCGUGGAAGUGUCAUCAACACAAAAAGCUUUGGUGGGCAGUGUCGCCGCAUUUACAGUGGCUUCCACAAAACUCCCUACAGACUUCCUCUAAGUACCACUCAGUUAAAAUUCAAGGUUGACGUGCAGCGUGAUUUCAGUGAGGAGAUGUUCACCAGCAAAUGGCUUUAUGCAAAAAAAAUGUCUGCUAGAGGAUUGCGCAAUCUUGGCCUUCGUCUGACAAAUGAUACCACUCAGAUCCAAAAUAUGCUGGUUUCAAAAACUGUCAUGGAGGUGGCCCAAUUUCAAGCAGACUCCCCCAAAUACAUCCCCUUAACUGAGAGUUUUUGGAAGGCUUUGGCUCAACUCCCGCUGAUCUAUAACUACGCUGCCUAUAGAAAGUUGCUGGAGACUUUUGGAACACACUACUUCUCAGAAGGAAGCUUGGGAGGUGUUGUCACGGUGUUCUCUGUGGCCACUGAUGAAACUCAGAAUCAAAAAGUUACCAUCAGGAACUUUGAAGCACAGCAGCUGGAAGUAGAAGGAGGAGAUAUCAACGUCAUUUCAACAAUGAAGAAAGAUGAUGACAAGGCCUGGGACGUGUCCUCUGAAUGGACUCGGUCUCUGCGCUUUUUCCCAAAGGUCAUAAAACCAAAGCUGAGGAGGCUGUCAGAGCUGGUGAAAGAGAUUCCAUGUGGCGAGCUCAAGAAGUUCAACCUGGACCGAGCUUUGGAAGAUUAUCUGAGUGAGAAUGACCCGUGCCACUGCCGUCCUUGUCAAAACAAUGGCCUGACUGUCAUGGAAGAAGGUGUAUGCAAAUGUAUUUGUAAGCCUGGGACAUCAGGACUGGCCUGUGAGAAUGGAAGUGAUGUCAAAAGUCAGCCAGGCAUGAGUGAUGGCAGCUGGUCCUGUUGGUCUGCCUGGUCCACGUGUUCUGGGGGUCAGAAGACCCGAAAUCGGUCUUGCACCAAUCCCCCUUCAGAGGGUGGGGGGCAACCAUGUAAAGGAGACAGUUCUGAGACUGUUUCUGAUUGUGACCACACGGAACACUUCAAAAUUUCUGAGCCGCAAUGCAUUGUACCAACUGCCCCAGUGAGACCAACAUGUGGGACUCCACCUGCACUCAUCAAUGGCUACAUUCUUGAACCAAAAGAUGUUUACCUUGUGGGCAAUCAAGUUGAAUACAACUGCACCAGCGAAUUCCGCCUCCGUGGGCAAAAAAUCUUGGAAUGUACUGCCAACCAAAAGUGGUCAGCCGGGCCUGGAUUGUGCGACCUGCCAAGGUGCAAGCUGUGGUCCCUUGAUCCUGACAUUAUCGUUAGACCCUUAGAGUCAUCCUAUGAGAUUGGUGAAACGGUAACUCUAUCCUGUCCAGAAGGAAGUGAACUUCUGGGACAAGCUAAUAUUGUCUGCAGUGAGACACUGCAGUUCUCCCCAGACCCCGAAGAUUUUAAAUGCAACGAAGUCAUGCAGCAGCAGCAGCAGCAGCGGUGGUGGUCGCAGCAUCAGCUGCAGCAGCAGCGGCGGCAGCAACAGCAGCGGCAGCAACAGCAGCAACGUUUUACUCGCUCAACGCGCUGUGAACAAUGGGAGAAGCUGUCUGGAGGACAAUGUGUUUGUAAGAUGCCUUUUCACUGCUGGCCUUUCUUGGAAGUCUGUGUCACUGAUAUUGUUAGUGGCAGGCCAAUUAUUGCCAGUGUGUGCAAACUCCAUAUUAGGAGGUGCAUGGGCACGAACUACAAUUUAGAAGCAGAAAGCGCAUGCAAGUGGCCAGAGCGCAACACUACAUCAGGCUGCACUGACUGUCGGAUGUGGGAAACCUGUGAUGAGCACACUUGGAAGUGUCUUUGUAAGGACCAUGCAGAGUGCCUGACUCCGGGGUUUGAAGUGUGCGUCCGCACUGGGGAUGAUGCCCAUGCCAAGAGAAGCAUGAGUGAAUGUGAAGCAGGAUUGAGACGCUGCAAAGGAGAAAAUGUGUCUGUUGUGGAUAUCAUGCCCUGUGACUCUUAAAUGACACAAGGGGAGGGAGACAUAAACCUUGCAAUCUUUCAUAGAGUGUUACAAACUUACUAGCACAUGUCCUAAUUAGGUCACAAGUUUUAGCUUUCAUGUUUUAAACAAGGUCAUAAGUUUUAUCAAGCAGGUUAAGUUGGGGACGCCACUUAAUUCUCACCAGAUGGAGCCUAGUCAACACUUAAGAGUUAAAAAAAUAUAUAUACAUAUUAGUCAAAUCAUGCAAUCUUGCUUGUAAUCACAAUAUGCAAUGCUAUGCAGAUCAGUGUUAAUAAAAAAAAUUCUACUGCUCAUACCACAAAGUUUAUUCAGACCCUAAGAGUAUGAGUAUACAUUUCUACAUAUGUAUACUAUAGGUUUGUCAACUGUUAACUCACAACCAACACUCCUGAUCUCAUUACAUAUAACAGAAUCCAUUUCUGUCAGGCUUCUAAUAUCUUUGUCACCAUGGUGACAAAAUGGACUAAAGAACUGUAAAAAUAUAAUGUCCAAGCGAUUAUUGUACAGGGUGUCCAUAAAGUCUCUUUACCAUUUAAAAAUGUAUUAAAAAUGCAAUUGAUUAGAUAUUUUAUUCAGAUUUGUUCUAUUGUAUUUUGUUUAUUAAAGUUUUUUAUUACACUGCAUUUGUGUGUACUAUUGUGUGUCAGUUGAUGCCAUUGCCACAAUUAAUGAGGCUAUGCGACAGCGAACAUGGCAAGAAAUCGACCGUUUUGAUGUGCUUCGUGCAACUAAUGGUGCCCAUGUGAAGUGUUUUAAAAGAGGUAAAAAAAAAAAUAAAAA
Molecule: messenger RNA, 3326 nt
Organism: Corythoichthys intestinalis (scribbled pipefish)
Lineage: Eukaryota; Metazoa; Chordata; Actinopteri; Syngnathiformes; Syngnathidae
Gene: c7a
Product: complement component 7a
Exons: 17
Coding region: 99-2543 (814 amino acids)
Biological process (GO): complement activation
Cellular component (GO): membrane attack complex
Molecular function (GO): protein binding
Source: RefSeq, a predicted model, not a curated record